Molecule: messenger RNA, 2187 nt
Organism: Plutella xylostella (diamondback moth)
Lineage: Eukaryota; Metazoa; Arthropoda; Insecta; Lepidoptera; Plutellidae
Source: RefSeq, a predicted model, not a curated record
AUGUCCGCAUUUAACUUAGUGUUAACUACAAAUUUAAAUAAAAUUUACACUGAUGGUGAGGUAGGCACGCUGUUGGAACAAUACCCUGAAUUGUGGCGCGAUGAGUUAGGUACUUUCAAUAAAUUUAAAGUUGACCUUCGAUUGAAAGAUAAUGCCGUACCUAAGUUUUUCAAGCCACGCACGGUACCAUUCGCUUUAAAAGAUAAAGUUGAAGCGGAACUUGAUAGGUUAGUGCGUUUAGGUAUUUUAGUGCCCGUCAACCACUCCAACUACGCGACUCCUGUUGUGCCGGUACUGAAGGAAAACGGACAGGUCAAGAUAGCCGGGGACUACUCGGUUACCUUGAACAAAGACCUCUUAGUCGAUAAGUACCCAUUACCGCGCAUUGAAGAAGUGUUCGCAAAACUAGGAGGUGGAGAGAAGUACACAAAAUUAGACCUAAAAAACGCGUACAAUCAAUAUGUUCUAAAUGAACCAUCCCAAGAGCUUACAACUAUUAAUACAAGUAAAGGUUUAUUUAAAUACACCCGUAUGGUGUACGGCCUAGCCAGCGCGCCGGCUAUCUUUCAGAAAUCGAUGGAGACAGUCCUAUCCGGGAUAGAAGGCGUUAGUUGCUGGUACGAUGACAUUUGCAUCACGGGGCCUAAUAAAGCUACUCACUUGGCCAGACUACGGGAGGUAUUACAUAGAUUGAAUAGCUCGGGUCUCCGUUUACAAAAAGACAAGUGCGAAUUCUUCAAAGACAGUGUCACCUACUUAGGUUAUGUUAUAGACAAAAAUGGUCUACAAACUUGCCCUAAAAAGGUCGAAGCUAUUUUAAAUGCUCCGGAGCCCAAAAAUGUCACAGAGGUCAAGCGUUUUCUAGGCGUUGUAAAUUAUUACAGGAAUUUUAUUCCAAACGCGUCGGCUGUAAUGAGUCCACUUCACGAGCUGUUGAAGGCGGGCGCGGCGUGGCAGUGGGGCGCGCGGCAGAGGCAGGCCGUGGCGGCCGUGCGGCGCGAGCUGGCGUCCGAGCGCGUGCUGGCGCACUUCGACCCCGCGGCGCAGCUGGUGCUGGCGGUGGACGCGGGCCCGCACGGGCUGGGCGCCGUGCUGCUGCAGCGCGCGCAGGAUGGCUCCGAGCGACCUUUGGCCUACGGCUCGCGGUCUCUCAAUGCUAGCGAACGAAAUUAUAGCCAGAUUCAAAAGGAGGCUACGGCUAUAAUCUUCGGUGUGAAAAGGUUCCAUCAGUACCUUUACGGACGCAGCGACCCGUUUAUUUUACAAACCGACCAUAGGCCUUUAGUAUCGAUUUUUAAUCAAAAUUCGGGCAUAUCGGUAACCACGGCGUUACGUUUGCAGAGAUAUGCGAUUAUUCUGUCGGCCUAUAACUAUGUCAUUCAGUAUACAUCAAGUGCAAAUAACGUAGUAGCGGAUUAUUUUUCGCGCGCCCCGGUUGCAGAAACGGUUUCUGAUAGUGACAGAGAGUUCGACAUGUACACUUCUUUGAAAUUCCUGGACGAAAGUACACCGGCCGUGUUGUUAGACGAUAUUAAAAGGGCCACUGAUAAUGAUGAAGUCUUGAAAAUUGUCAUCAAAUACAUGCAACACGGAUGGCCGCGUUCAGUACAUUGUCAGUGUGUCCUACCUUACUUUAGAUGUAAAGCAGACCUACAAUACGAGAAUGGUUACUUAUUGCGAGGUCAUAAAAUUAUUAUUCCGUCCUCGUUACGAGAACGAAUGUUAGUGGAGCUUCAUAGCACUCAUCUGGGUGUAGUUAAGAUGAAGUGUAAUGCUCGUGCCCGGAUGUGGUGGCCGGGGAUCGACGCCGACAUCGAGCGCUGCGCCGGCGCGUGCGGCACGUGCGUGAGCGUGCGCGCCGCGCCCCCGCGCGAGCCCCCCGCGCCCUGGCCGCGCCCCGCCGGCCCCUGGCAGCGCGUGCACAUCGACUACAUGUCGUUAGGACAGAGUGUGUACCUCGUGGUGGUGGAUAGCUACUCGAAAUGGGUAGAAUGGAGCUCGGUCAUUGCUAAUAGAUCCGCCGAGUAUCAAUCAGUUUCCAUGCCGUUGGCCUUACCAUCUCCAACAGUGCACACCGAGGCUCUUGUGCCGAGCGCGGUCGCAGCCGACCCGCCCGUAGAACAAAUAGUGGAGGAGGAGGGGCUUGUGGAGUGUUAUAAGAUACCGGGUAAGGACCCAGCAAUGUGA